AUGGUUCUCAAAUUUAUGGUAUAUACAGGUAUGUUGGAUGAUUCUGGUGGAAAAGGACAUGCACAGAAAGUCGUAAUGAAUUUACUUGAGGGAAUGUUGGAUGUAGGGCAUAGCGUAUUUAUGGACAAUUAUUAUAACAGCUAUGAACUGGCAAAAUGUCUUUCUGAUAGAAAAACUCAUUGUACUGGGACGAUUAGAAACAACAGGAAGACAUUUCCGAAAGAGGUAAAAGAAAAAAAAAAAAAACUGAAGAAAGGGCAAACUGUAGCAAAAUAUACUAAUGGUGUGAUGAUUGCUAAGUGGAAGGAUAAGAGAGACGUCACUUAUAUUUCCAAUGAAUAUAAAAAUGAUAUGGUGGAAAAAACAAACAAAAGAGGUGAAGUUAAAACAAAACCACUACCUGUAAUUCAGUAUAAUAAUUUAUGCAGGUAUUGA
This is a messenger RNA of Stegodyphus dumicola, 435 nucleotides long. RefSeq names its product piggyBac transposable element-derived protein 4-like. The record is from RefSeq and is a predicted model, not a curated record. NCBI's taxonomy places the organism in Eukaryota, Metazoa, Arthropoda, Arachnida, Araneae, Eresidae.